CUGAACUAUGAUAGCCACUGGUGGAGUAAUCACUGGCCUGGCCGCCCUGAAAAGACAAGACUCUGCCAGAUCACAGCACCAUGUCAAUCUCAGCCCAUCCCCCACUGCCCAGGAAAAGAAACCAGUCAGGCGGCGGCCACGUGCAGAUGUCGUGGUUGUUCGUGGCAAAAUUAGACUUUAUUCCCCAUCUGGGUUUUUCCUUAUUUUAGGGGUGUUUAUCUCCAUUAUAGGAAUUGCAAUGGCUGUCCUUGGAUAUUGGCCCCAAAAAGAACAUUUCAUUGAUGCUGAAACAACAUUGUCAACAAAUGAAACUCAGGUGGUUCGGAACCAAGGCGGUGUGGUGGUUCGCUUCUUUGAGCAGCAUUUGCAUUCUGAUAAAAUGAAAAUGCUUGGCCCGUUCACGAUGGGAAUUGGUAUUUUCAUCUUCAUUUGCGCUAAUGCCAUUCUUCAUGAAAACCGUGACAAGGAGACCAAAAUCAUACAUAUGAGGGACAUCUACUCCACAGUCAUUGACAUCCACACGCUGAGAAUCAAAGAGCAAAAGCAGAUGAAUGGCAUUUACUCUGGCUUGGUGGCAGAGCCAGAAGUGAAGCAGAACCGGAGCUCCUGCACUCCAAGGCUGGCAACAAAUACGGUGGCCUCUUUCUCUGGAUUGCGGAGCAGUUUUCGAAUGGACAGCUCUGUGGAGGAGGAUGAACUGAUGGUCAAUGAGAGUAAGAGCUUUGGGCAUCUCAUGCCCCCUCUGCUAUCUGACAGCUCAGUCUCUGUCUUUGGCCUCUGUCCACCUACUGCCAAGACAACUGAUGAUAAGACCAGUGGCUCUAAGAAAUGCGAAACCAAGUCAAUUGUGUCAUCAUCCAUCAGUGCUUUCACACUGCCAGUGAUCAAACUUAAUAACUGUGUUAUUGAUGAACCCAGUAUAGAUAACAUCACAGAGGAUGCUGACAACCUCAAAAGUAGGUCAAAGAAUUUGUCAGUGGAUUCCCUUGUGGUCCCUUUGCCCAGCACUGGUGAAUCUUUCCAGCCAGUCAGCAUGGUACUCCCAAGGAAUAAUUCCAUUGGGGAGUCAUUGUCAAAUCAGUACAAGUCCUCUGUUGCCCUUGGACCUGGGGCUGGACAGCUCUUGUCUCCUGGAGCUGCUAGAAGACAGUUUGGGUCUAAUACAUCCUUGCAUUUCCUAUCCUCACAUUCAAAAUCCUUAGACUUAGACAGGGAUCCCUCUACUCUAACUGUUCAGGCAGAACAACGGAAACACCCAAGUUGGCCCCGGUUGGAUCGAAGCAACAGCAAAGGAUAUGUGAAACUAGAGAACAAAGAGGACCCAAUGGAUAGGUUGCUUGUGCCCCAAGCCACCAUCAAAAAAGACUUUACCAAUAAGGAGAAGCUUCUUAUGAUUUCAAGAUCUCAUAAUAACUUGAGUUUUGAACAUGAUGAGUUUUUGAGUAAUAACCUAAAGCGAGGAACUUCUGAAACGAGGUUUUAAUGCUUAAAAAUGUCACAUUUUCCAAGGAUAUAUAUUUUAAAACUGUUUUCACCAGUAUUUCCUUCCUAAAGGAUUGGUUGUAAGCUUUUUUUAACCAAAUGGUUUGUAGUAUUUUAACACUAGCUGCUUAAUUCUGUACAGAAGAUGGUUGUAUGUCUGGGUUAGUUAUGACUGCACAACUCUAGAUUAAAUCACAUACAAUUUAGUUUUCCUCCCUUUGAAAGCAUGAUCUCCUUUAUUGAUAUGAAUACAGAAUACUUGCAUCAAAAUUAAAAUUUUGCUUUACUUUUUAGUUCUUUCAUUGACUGCCAUAUUCACAGAAUGAAAUGUCUAGUGUGGA
Castor canadensis (American beaver) is the source of this 1823-nucleotide messenger RNA. RefSeq names its product transmembrane protein 200A (gene Tmem200a). NCBI's taxonomy places the organism in Eukaryota, Metazoa, Chordata, Mammalia, Rodentia, Castoridae. The record is from RefSeq and is a predicted model, not a curated record.